UGGUUUUUUGUUGUUGCUGGUUUUUGAGUUUUUAUAUUUUAGUUUUCUAGAACAAUAAUGCAAGUGUAAAUUCCAGUUAGGGAGCAUUUAGGCCAUAAUUCAAACAGCAACAGGAUCCAGCUACAGAUCCAGGAGGCAUACAUCAAAAGGCUGGCGAGGCAUGAGCAGAGAAUCCAGAAACGAAAGAAAGUGGACAAAAAAGAAUGCGGCCAACAAUUGGGCGACUUUCUCGAAAAUUCUCGUAGCACCGACAAGUAAAUCAGAUUGCCCCCGAUAGAAGCGAGGAGCUGGAUACAGGAUCCCGAGGAAUGGCAGCCGGCAGGGAACUCUACUGCUGGGGGAGCACCUCCCACGGACAAUUGGGACUCGGCGGGAUAGAGGAUGAGCAGAUCCUCACGCCCAGCCAGAUCCCCUGGUCACCGGACUCGGCCGUAAUGCAGGUGGCCUGUGGCCAUCGGCACACCCUCUUCCUGACCGCCAGUGGAAAGGUCUACGCCUGCGGGAGCAACGACCACUCCCAAUUGGGACACGAACUGCCCACCAAAAGGCCACGUAUGUCGCCAUUUCGUGGCCAAAUCCCGGACUCACUCCUCUGCCGACUCUUUGCAGUGCUCAUCCCCGAACUGCAGGACUAUGUCGUUAUCCAGAUCGCCUGCGGCAGCCGCCAUUCGCUGGCCCUUUCCGAUUGGGGCCAGGUGUUGAGCUGGGGCGACAACGACUGCGGUCAGCUCGGCCACGCCACCGACCAGGACAUCGUCCAGCUGCCCAAGGUGGUGCGCCAACUAGUCUCCAAGACGGUGGUGCAGAUCGCCUGCGGCAACAAUCAUAGCCUUGCGCUGACCAGUUGUGGCGAGUUGUAUUCCUGGGGCUCCAAUAUCUACGGCCAGCUAGGCGUGAAGUCGCCCAACGAGCUGACGCACUGCAACCAUCCCGUCCAGCUGACCACUCUGCUGGGAAUUCCUCUGGCCGCGAUUGCCUGUGGCGGCAAUCACUCGUUCCUCAUCUCCAAGUCCAGUGCGGUGUUCGGCUGGGGCAGAAACAACUGCGGGCAACUGGGACUGAAUGACGAGACGAACCGCGCCUAUCCCACCCAGCUGAAAACGCUGCGCACCCUGGGCGUUCGGUUUGUGGCCUGCGGCGAUGAGUUUUCCGUUUUCCUGACCAACGAGGGAGGAGUGUUCACCUGUGGAGCGGGCGCGUAUGGCCAGUUGGGCCAUGGCUUCAGCUCGAACGAGAUGUUGCCGCGAAUGGUAAUGGAGCUAAUGGGCAGCACCAUCACUCAGGUGGCCUGUGGCAAUCGGCACACCAUGGCACUGGUUCCAUCGCGUGGCAGAGUCUAUGCCUUUGGCUUAGGAAGCUCCGGGCAGCUGGGUACAAGGAGUACCAAGAGCCUGAUGCUGCCACAGGUGGUCAUCGGUCCCUGGGUGUCGCCUAGUGGUUCGGCCCUGCUGCAGUCCAACGAUGCAAAGGUCGCCGUGGUCAUCCAUCAGAUUUUCUCAGGCGGGGACCAGUCAAUUGUGACCACAACUCUUUUUAUGGACAAGAUGCCGCCAGAGGAUUUCAGAAACUACAAACCCAAAUCGCAGAUCCUGACCCUGACGGCAGAGGUCACAAAGCAAUGCGCCCAUUUUAAGCAGAGUGAUCAGAGCGAUAUGGAUCUGCUGAGCUCCAUUGAGCUGAUCUUCAAGAGUCAGGCGUGUUUGAAUGGUUCUUUCCUCUUGGAUCACGACAGACACUUUGGCUGCUCUGCUCGGAACCAUGGAUUGGAUCUCGAGGAGGCUCAACUGGCAUUUGACAAUCUGCGCGUGGUGGAGAAUGAAAGCAUUAAGCAGGUGAUCUGGGACAAUAUAACUAAGGAGCUAGUUGGUUCGCUGGUUGGCUCGCCGGCAGAUGUGGAGAGCAUGCGUUUAUAUCUCCUGCUACCUCUCUAUCAUGAGUUCGUGAACUCCAAGCACUACAAGUCACUGCAGGUUCCGUUCGCCAAUGCCAUAUUCAAGCUAACGGAGAAUCCGCGCAAGGUGCUGAUCAAGUGGCUGGCCCAAACGCCGGCCGAGUACUUUGAGCAUCUUGUCCAGAAUUUCUUGCACGUGGUUGUGCACAUAAUUAGCUUCAAAAUGGGCUUGGCUGUCGUCUGUCCCAGCGCCGAAAGGCGUCAGAGGCUGCUGCCAUACAACACCGAGCUGGAGGUGAUCCUGAAACUGAUGCAGACGCUCUGCGUGAUUAACAACCUGCGCGAAGACCGCCUCAACUACCAAACCUUCUACUGGCCUGAUCUGGCUGACUACGCGGACGUGCAGCAGGAGUACGUCAAGUGGAUCAUGGCCGACACUGCCAGCGAAUUCAACAUUUGCAACUUUUCAUUCCUCUUCGAUCCGUCUGCCAAGACGGCGCUGCUCCAGGCGGAUCAGGCGCUGCAGAUGCACUCUGCCAUGGCCAAUGCGGCCACUCAUGCUUUCACUUUGUUCCACUACGGCAUGCCCGUUUCCCAGUUCAUUGUGCUGAACGUGACGCGAGAGAACCUGGUGCAGGAUUCCCUUCGGGAGUUGCAGCGCUACACGCAGACUGAUCUCAAGAAGCCGCUGAAAAUCAAGUUCCAGGGCGAGGAGGCAGAGGACGCCGGCGGCGUUCGCAAGGAGUUCUUUAUGCUGCUGCUGAAGGAUCUCCUCGAUCCCAAGUACGGAAUGUUCAAGGAGUUCGAGGAGUCGCGUCUACUUUGGUUUGCAGAUCUCACCUUCGAGACGGAGAACAUGUACUUCCUAAUUGGCGUACUCUGCGGCCUGGCCAUCUACAACUUUACGAUCAUAAACUUGCCAUUUCCGCUGGCUCUGUACAAGAAGUUAUUGGGCAAGCCGGUGGAUCUCAGCGAUCUACGGCAGCUCUCGCCGCCGGAGGCCAACUCCAUGCAGUCGCUGCUCGACUACCAGGGAGAGGACUUCAAGGAGGUCUUUGAUCUGACCUUUGAGAUUUCACGCGACGUGUUUGGCGAGGCAGAGACCAAGUGCCUCAAGCCCGGUGGCAAUGAGAUAGCCGUGACGCUGGAAAACAGGAAGGAGUUUGUGGAUCUGUAUGUGGACUUUGUGUUCAACAAGUCCGUCGCUCUGCACUACACUGCAUUUCACAAGGGCUUUAUGAAGGUGUGCUCUGGUAGGGUUAUUCAGAUAUUCCAGCCGGAGGAGCUGAUGGCCGUGGUGGUAGGAAACGAAGACUACGACUGGCAGGCACUGCAGGAUAACUGCGAGUACCGGGAGGGCUACACUUCGGGCGAUGAUACAAUCAAAUGGUUCUGGGAGGUCAUUCAUGAUCUGUCGGAGGCGGAGAAGAAGAGUUUUCUUCUCUAUUUGACUGGCAGCGAUCGUAUACCCAUCCAGGGGAUGAAGGCCCUUAAACUCACCAUUCAACCCACCCCGGACGAACGAUUCCUGCCCGUGGCUCACACCUGCUUCAAUCUGCUGGACCUGCCGCGAUACAAGACCAAGGAGCGCCUCAAGUACAAACUACUCCAGGCCAUCCAGCAAACUCAGGGCUUUAGCCUGGUCUGAUCCUGGCCCUCUCGCAAAACACAUUAACUUUCAACUACAGGUAUUUUUGCAAAGCUUUUCGUUACUCGCAUUUCUGGAUUGAAGACGACAAACCACUCUUGGAACACACAUUUAUCGGCGAUCAAAUCAAUAAGUAUAAUGUUGUGUUAUGGCUUUAAACCCUAGACUAGUUAUCAGUAUCACAUUGUUAUGGAAAGGAAGGCAGUAAAGGAGGAGAAAUAAAUUUGGUGAAUCAGUCUGCAGACGAUAAUUAUAA
Molecule: messenger RNA, 3795 nt
Organism: Drosophila subpulchrella
Lineage: Eukaryota; Metazoa; Arthropoda; Insecta; Diptera; Drosophilidae
Gene: Herc4
Product: probable E3 ubiquitin-protein ligase HERC4
Exons: 11
Coding region: 309-3539 (1076 amino acids)
Biological process (GO): ubiquitin-dependent protein catabolic process; protein ubiquitination
Molecular function (GO): ubiquitin protein ligase activity
Source: RefSeq, a predicted model, not a curated record